This is a messenger RNA of Antechinus flavipes (yellow-footed antechinus), 3993 nucleotides long. RefSeq names its product NHL repeat containing 3 (gene NHLRC3). Gene Ontology annotation, molecular function: protein binding; ubiquitin protein ligase activity; translation repressor activity. The transcript has 7 exons. Gene Ontology annotation, biological process: proteasome-mediated ubiquitin-dependent protein catabolic process; protein polyubiquitination; negative regulation of translation. The record is from RefSeq and is a predicted model, not a curated record. The coding region runs from base 231 to 1250 and encodes 339 amino acids. NCBI's taxonomy places the organism in Eukaryota, Metazoa, Chordata, Mammalia, Dasyuromorphia, Dasyuridae.
UUGCUUGUCAAGAACACAAUUGGGAUCAACGGUUGAGGGAGUUGGUUGGAUUUUCUGUGUUCUUGGUCUCUGUUGGUGCCCAUCCAAUUUCUCCCAGAUUUCGCAGACCCUCUUUCACUGACCUGCAGAAGUCUCUUCGAACACUCGCCACCCAAUCGGCCUCCUUUGCGACCUCUCUUCGCUCUAACCCGCGUUCCUGUUCCUGUUCUUGUCCCGACAGAGCUGCUCUCAUGGCCCGAUUCUGGAUCUGCAUUGGGGCAACUACCUUUUUCAUGGCCUUUUUAGUUUUCCAUUUCCGGUUCUGCAGGUCGCCGGGCUUAGGAACCUUUGCUUUCUUUGUUUCCUGGAGAACAGAAAAACCUCUUUACCUUUUGGAUGUAGGCUGGCCUAAACAUCCAGAGUACUUCACUGGCACAACAUUUUGUGUUGCAGUAGACUCCCUUAAAGGAUUAGUAUAUGUAGCACAAAGAGGGGAUAACAUACCAAAGGUAUUAGUGUUCACAGAGGAUGGAUAUUUCCUACGAGCUUGGAAUGAUACUGUUGACACACCUCAUGGUAUCUUUGCAACCAGUACCCUAUAUGAACAAUCAGUCUGGAUCACGGAUAUAGGAAGUGGAUCCUAUGGACAUACAGUGAAAAAAUACAGCUCCUUUGGUGACCUCAUUCAAGUUUUGGGUACCCCAGGCAAAAAAGGAACUGGUAUAAACCCAAUUCAGUUCGAUAACCCAGCAGAAAUAUAUGUGGAAGAUAAUGGAGAAAUGUACCUUGUGGAUGGAGAUGGAGGACUUAAUAACAGACUGCUUAAAUUGAGCCAAGAUUUUGAGAUCCAGUGGAUUCGUGGGGAGCAUGGAACAGGCCCAGCCCAAUUCAACAUUCCACAUAGUGUAACAGUUGAUUCAACUGGUCGGGUAUGGGUUGCUGACAGAGGAAACAAAAGAAUUCAAGUAUUUGAUAAAAAUACAGGAGAAUGGUUGGGAGCAUGGAGUGAUUGUUUCAAAGAAGAUGGUCCUUAUUCUGUCAGGCUUACUCCUGAUGAGAAAUACCUCAUUGUUGCCCAGUUGAAUAUCAGUAGGCUCAUUCUAUUGUCUGCACCCCCUGUAGGGAUGAUUGGAGACUGUAUUGUGAUAAGCACAGUCCAGCUAGCCAAUCAAGUGUCACCUCAUCUUGUGGAUGUUGAUAGGAGAACUGGAGCAAUCUACGUGGCAGAACUUGGGGCACAACAAGUUCAGAAAUAUGUCCCUUUAAAAUAAAUAACUAUCUUCCUUCAUUUAGAUAUUCAUAAAUUUGCUUUUCUCAGGGAAUGGCCAUUGCAGAUAUUUCAGUGAAAAGCUCUUGUGAUUUUUUUUUUAUUAAUGACUAAAUAUCCAUGUCAGACUUUAUUGUUCUAGUAUGUUCUUUUUAAAAAAUUGUUUCAAGAAGCUUUGUUUUUAUUAAUAAUCAUUGAAUCCAGAUAAUUUAUUGGUACCACCAUGUCUUUGCUUUUUUCUUUUUGAAUAAAAGGCUAUUUUAAGGGAUUCCAAUGAAUUAGGAUUAAAAAUGGUACAUCAUUUUGGUGUUGGACCAAAUAGCUUUCUCCUAGAAGGUUGUUUUUGGGGUGGGGAGUAAUGAGAGAUAUAAGAAUUGAAGGAUAUUUUUAAAUGCCAUUUCAAAAACAAGCUGUGAGCUUCAAACUGAUAUGAUCUAUACAGUGAAUGGGAAAUGAAAUUGUUAAGCAGAAGACAUGAAUUUUAGGACAUCAAAAGCAUGCCAUUGAACUAAUUUUACUUCUAUGGCUAUGACGUAUCUCAGCCCUUUUAAUUUUCUAAUGUAGUAGUAGUCCCCAUGUACUUUACCACAAAAAAAAAUUUUUUUUUUUAAGAAGGUUAUGAGCUUUUUGCUUUUUAGUCCAGUUCCCUUAGUGAAUGUAGAAGGUAUACAAGAAUUAAUACAUGUCUACCUCAGGGAGGGUUAGAAGAAUUAAUAUGCCGAUAUUUGCCAAAAAAUUUGAGGUGUUGAGGUUGGUGGUUUUUUUUUCUUUACAUAUUUUUAUUUCUAUACCAUUUUUUCAUGCAAUCUACCAGUUUAAUGAUAACCAAUUUCUAGUACUUGUUUAUUCCAACACAUUGGUACAUUUUUUACCUAUUCCUAUUUUCCUGUUAUCAUAUACUUUGUACAUCAUUUGGCAGUAUUGAUUAUCUACCUUGAAUAAGUUAGCAAAUAUUUACUUACUCUCAGGAUAUUUUCUUCUGCAAGUCAUUACCUAUUCCAACCAGCCAUUCUCUGAGACCUCUAUUAGGUUUUUAGAAUCCUAGUUCAUUUCAAUGUUAGCCCAAGUAAAAUAUGAUUAAUAAGAUCUCUCCACAGAAAUAAUAUAGUAUACUUAAAAGGCAAAUACAAAUGAUUUUGUGAUUAUCCAUGCAACUCUAGUAAAUCAUAAGUUAAUAAUUGAUGGGGAAGCAUUUUGUUAGCUUUUCUUAUACUUUAUUUUAAUAUCUUCUUUGGAAUAUAAUUUGCACAAAGUCAUAGACUCGAUGAUUUGGAAUCUCAAUGCUAUUAUUCAGCACUUAAUAUAGGAGCGCUCUAUAAUUGUCUUAUAACUUUAAUAGACACCACUGACACCACAAUUAUCUUUGUGCACAGGGGUAUUUUUCCUUCCAUAUCAUGAUCUGGCAUAAAUUAUAGGAGAGUUGGUUUUAUUUCUAAUCAUCUGAAGGGUAUUCUGGAUGCGAAUGGGGUAGUUAAAUUUAAUAUUGCUUCUUUGAUUGCCUAGGAACAAUAUCAUCUACAAAUAGGAAGUGAUAUCUUUUUAAUUUCUAGUUACCAGACUAACCUUGUAUUUUUGCUUAAUGAUUUGAAAUUUCAGCUUUCCCAAUAAUCUUGCAAAUGCUCUUUAUAUAAAUAUAUAAAACCUUUGUAUGAUAAUGGGAAUGUUGAAAUUAGAAGGCCAAGAUUGAGUGUGGACUCUGACUAACUGAACCCGUGGUGACAUACUAACCAUGUGACUAAAGAUCCAGACUCACAUUCAUAGUAGUUGUAUGACUAUGAGCAAUUCACUUAUUCUUAUUGAGCCUCAAUUUCCUCAUAAAAGAAAAUGGAAAUAAUGUUUUUUUUUUUUUUUUUAACUACCUACCUCAGAGGGUUGUUAUGAAUAAAGUGUUUUGUAAACCUUAAAAUCCUAUAUAAGUGUGAAUUAUCCCUAGAUUAUCUUUGAAAAUUGUCUUGGCCAGAAUACUGUUAAUAACCCAUAAAUUGGCUCCAUUAUUGUAAUGUAGACAUAUGACUUGAGAAAAUAAAUAUGGGUGAUUUUUUUGGGUAAUAUUUUUCUUUAGUACCAUUGUCAGAUUUAAAACCUUAUAAACACAAUACCAAGUAGAAAAAAUUUUUGAUCUAGCGAUCUAAAUUUAAUCCUGACUAUCUUUUUAACUAGAUUUUGUGAUUUUGAGCAAGAUACGUCUUUAGAGCUUUUAUUCCUCUGUCAAAUGAAUCAUAAGAUUGUAGCUAUCAAGCUAAAAGGGACCAAAUGGUAUCUGCCUUCUCAUUUUAGAAUAAUGUUGUUUGGGCCAAAUGAGACUAUGUAGAUAUAAAAGCACUUUGAAUAGUUUCAAAGCACAUAUAUGUGCACCUAUGCAAACAAAAUAUUGUCGGUAUGUGAAUAGAUAACAUUUUAAAGCCAUGUCACUGGUAUCUAAUAAUUUAUAAGUGAAGUUGUUUUCAGCAAAAUAGAGCCCCUCUCUCUGGGUCUCAGAAUCCUUAUCUGUAAAAUGGGGAUGAUAAUAAUAUCUUUAGUAUUUUUCUCAAAGAAUUAUUGACAAUCAAAUGAAAUAAUGCCAGUUAAUCUCAUUUUGAAAUCUGUAUACACAGAUAAAUUUGUUGAUUGAUUUAGGAGGGAUUGGUUUGAAAUUUAUUGCAAGGAGAAAGAUUGUUUAACUUCUCCUUUUGUAAUUCUUCUCAUAUUGUUAUUGUACACCAGAUUUCUACAGAUAACUUGCUAAUAAAAUUUUUAAUUUAUCAGCA